UCUCAAUUCAAAGAACUCAAUACCUUUAUAAACUCUGUCCCUCUGAUGCCACCUUUACAUCUACCCUCCAUUAAUUUCCAUCCCAUAAGCUCUCUUUGCCUUAAUUUAUCACACCUCCCUCCUCCUUCUUCUUCUUCUCACGGGGCAACAUGCACAUAUCUAAAGCAUCCUCUAACUUGAGGAGAAACAUUCUGGAGAAGCCCAGAAGCCCAGACACAGCAGCAGAUACCAAGACCGACCACAGCUUUAAUUUGUCCAAGCACCUCAAGAAGAUAUACCCGAUUGGGCUCCGGCGAAGCAGCUCAUCCCUCUCGUUCUCUUCGCUCUCUUUGUCGCUGUCUCAGAACUCGAACGACUCAACCGCUACGGACCACUCAAGUAUCUCACCGCUGGAUCAUAAGAUCUCCUUGGCCCUCAGGCUGAUCUCUCCACGACCGGCCCUCGAGAGGAAGGAAGCCUUGCCGGGUUUGAAUGUUCAGAGAAAUGGCACGGUCCAUCAUCAUCAAGGACAGUGUGUUAGUCCAAGCUCGGGCAGCGACGAUGGAGAGCCCAGGAGAUGCUACUGGAUUACCAAGAGCAGCGAUAAAGUUUACGUAUCAUUUCAUGACGAACAUUGGGGAGUGCCAAUUUACGAUGAUCGAGAGCUAUUUGAGCUACUCGCAAUGUCGGGCAUGUUGAUGGACCACAACUGGACCGAGAUUUUGAAAAGAAAGGAGCUAUUUAGGGAAGCUUUUGCUGGAUUUGAUCCAAAUAUUGUGGCCAAAAUGGGCGAUAAGGAGAUCACAGACAUAGCCUCCGAUAAAGAAAUUAUGCUAGCAGAGAGCAGAGUGAGGUGCAUUGUCGACAAUGCCAAGUGCAUAUUGAAGAUUGUGAGGGAGUUUGGAUCAUUCAGCAGUUAUAUGUGGAGUUAUGUGAACCAUAAGCCGAUUAUCAACCGUUACAGGCACCCAAGAAACAUCCCCCUCAGGACGCCGAAAGCCGAGGUGAUCAGUAAGGAUCUGCAGAAGCGAGGGUUCCGACUGGUGGGGCCGGUGAUUGUGUGCUCGUUCAUGCAGGCAGCUGGGCUGACGAUUGACCAUCUCGUAGAUUGCUAUAGGUACAGCGAGUGCGUGUCCCUUGCAGAAAGACCUUGGAGGCACAUUUAACUAAUUUAACGUACAUAUAUAUGCCCUUUCUAUUUAUAGAGCUUAAUCAGUAAAUUUGUGCUUAAGGUUUACUGAGGCUUUUAAAUAUAAUAUUUUCUUAUUUAAAACAUUCCAAAUGGCAAAUGGAAGGAUCGGACGGGCUAACAUACGAAUUGUGUAUAGCUUUCUCUGUAUUUAUUUGGGGUCUUUGAGAAUGUAUUUUAUUGUGUUAUUUGUAUGAGAAGUUUUUAUUUGGGGUGAAA
Punica granatum (pomegranate) is the source of this 1387-nucleotide messenger RNA. Lineage: Eukaryota; Viridiplantae; Streptophyta; Magnoliopsida; Myrtales; Lythraceae. The record is from RefSeq and is a predicted model, not a curated record.